Eublepharis macularius is the source of this 1115-nucleotide messenger RNA. RefSeq names its product signal peptidase complex subunit 3 (gene SPCS3). Bases 279 to 821 code for a protein of 180 amino acids. Gene Ontology annotation, cellular component: membrane; signal peptidase complex. Lineage: Eukaryota; Metazoa; Chordata; Lepidosauria; Squamata; Eublepharidae. The transcript is spliced from 5 exons. Gene Ontology annotation, biological process: protein targeting to ER. The record is from RefSeq and is a predicted model, not a curated record.
GGCGGGUUCGCUUCCCGGCGGCGGGGUCGGGCGUGCUCUUUCUCCUCCGUCGCGCACUCCGGCGGUGGCGGCAGCAGUAGCGUUGGCCGCUUCCUUCGUACCCACCCACCGACCCUCUCGGCAGCGGCGCGUCCCCACAGACGCCCUCCUUCCCUCCCUCCCUCCCUCGCCCGGCUCUCUCGCCCGCCUCGCCUCCCCUCGCGGAGGAGCCGCGGCCUGGAGGGCGGACGGAAGCGGGGCCGUCGCGGGUGCGCUGAGGCGCGAGGGCCGGCGGGGCGAUGAACACCGUGCUGACCCGCGCCAACUCGCUCUUCGCCUUCUCGCUGAGCGUGAUGGCGGCGCUGACCUUCGGCUGCUUCAUCACCACCGCCUUCAAGGAGCGCACCGUGCCCGUCAGCAUCGCCGUCUCCCGGGUCAUGCUAAAAAAUGUAGAAGAUUUCACUGGGCCUGGAGAAAGAAGUGACCUUGGAAUCAUUUCUUUUGACAUUACAGCAGAUCUGCAAAGUAUAUUUGACUGGAAUGUGAAACAGUUAUUUCUAUAUUUAUCAGCAGAAUAUUCAACCAAGAACAAUGCUUUGAACCAAGUUGUCCUUUGGGACAAAAUCAUUUUGAGAGGAGAUAAUCCAAAGCUACUAUUGAAAGAUAUGAAAUCAAAAUACUUUUUCUUUGAUGAUGGAAACGGUCUCAAGGGCAACAGAAAUGUCACUUUGACUCUCUCGUGGAAUGUCGUACCGAACGCAGGCAUCCUACCUCUUGUGACCGGAGCAGGGCACAUCUCUGUUCCAUUCCCAGACGCUUACAAAACAGCAAAAAGCUAUUAAGUUAUUAUUCUGAACCUUGAGUAACAUAUUUUUAUACUUGUACAUUAUAAAUUUUAUCACUUUUUCGUCUCCCGCCCACUGCAAUUCAAAGGUACUGUACAUGAUUUCUUUCGGUUUAGCUAAAAGGGAAGGAAAAGAAUUUCUUAGGCUUGUUUUUUAAUUUUAAGUAAAACAAAAGAAUCCGAAAUCUCAAAGAAAGGUAAUCAGUUGUUUAAAUUCAGAGGAAAGAGUUUGUGUUGGGAACCAGGGCGGCAGAAACCCUUUCUUACGAAUAAAUUUUUUGAAACCAGAAAA